Fusarium redolens is the source of this 1329-nucleotide messenger RNA. RefSeq lists its product as uncharacterized. NCBI's taxonomy places the organism in Eukaryota, Fungi, Ascomycota, Sordariomycetes, Hypocreales, Nectriaceae. The transcript has 2 exons. The record is from RefSeq and is a predicted model, not a curated record. Bases 41 to 856 code for a protein of 271 amino acids.
CACCUUUUCUUUUUUUCUUUUUUCCAACCCAAGCCUUCCUAUGUCAGAGUGCAAAAACAUGUCUCACGUCACCAGCAGCCCGGGGCACAUAAUCAAGCUGCCAUCCGAGAUUCUGAACGAAAUUUGCGACUCAUUAUUGCCCGAGAGAUUAGUGAUACAUAUUCAAGAAUAUGUUUCCUCUGAACAGGGCGUCGAGCAGACAACCCUUAGCUAUUGCACAUGCAAUUAUGAUGAGGAUACAUCACCUGGCGGCCAAAUCUUCAAGCUUUGCACGGAGUUUUGUAUACAUCAUGCAUACUCACUUAUGAAAACGUGUAAAGAUUUGUGGAACUCGUUGAAAGCCAUAUUCCGCAGCCGGCUUACGGCCUGCUUUUCUUCUCUUGACAUAUUGGAACGGGUUUUCAAAGCACAACAGUUCCUACUGAUUGCAAAGGUGGAUAUUGUUCUCCUCCAGUCUCAUGAAUCGAUGAUUCCAGAUCUAUCGUCGGCCUUGGGCCAGCUCAACAGCUGUAUCCUUUUGAGGAUAUACUUACUACAGCAAUAUGAAGAUGCCCCAUUGAAUAGCGUGGAUGUAAGGAAUCGUUUAUUGGCCUCUAUAGAUGGGGCAUUUAUGGCUGAUGACAAUAAUGACAACAUUGAAAUCGAUAUACAACAAGUCACAUCCACUGCGUUGCAUCACCUAUCCGAGACUCCAAGACGAGUUGGGCCAUACGGGGCGCGAUCCGGCCUUUCACUAUCAAGAACAGAGCCCCGACCGCCAACCUUGCCUUCUAGCUGGCCGCACAAGGGAUGCUUUAGAAACAGCCAUCGAUCGGAGGAAGAUGACAGUGUGCUAGUUUAUAACUAUUGCGAUUAGUUCGAUACCGGCUUUCCUGUCGACGGAACUACCAUUGAGCCCGGCAUGGUACGAGUAGGAAAGUCUCUGGCUUGGGGAUCGAGCAUGAAUGAGGCUCUCCUUUGAUCUGUAUGUAUGUAUGUAUGCUGCUCGAUCGCUAGUGGGCAAAGGUGCCUUUAUGGGUAGUCUAUGCCCAGUUUACUUGCGAUAACAAAUAAAUAGUUCAAUUCAGCACUUCCUGUGCUUUAGCAGAAGACUGCACGGGUCUCACAGCCCCCAGAUCAACAUUAUGCAAGCACAGAAAGAAGGACGAGCUCUAUGAUGGGGAUAUUCCCAAGUCCGGCCAAAACUUUUACCAUGAGUCGAUGCUUCGAGAUGCUGGCUCUAUGACUACUUUGGCUCCUGUAAAGUCUCGGCUCCGCCGUGGAGGUAUUCUUUAUGGCCAGAUGUAUAGUCUCAUCAGAGAUCGUAGACGCUGCUCGCACAUAUCCAUU